This is a messenger RNA of Echinococcus granulosus, 2448 nucleotides long. RefSeq names its product Exostosin-like 3. NCBI's taxonomy places the organism in Eukaryota, Metazoa, Platyhelminthes, Cestoda, Cyclophyllidea, Taeniidae. The record is from RefSeq and is a predicted model, not a curated record. Gene Ontology annotation, cellular component: membrane. The transcript has 11 exons. The coding region runs from base 1 to 2448 and encodes 815 amino acids. Gene Ontology annotation, molecular function: glycosyltransferase activity.
AUGUGGCGAUCCCAGUUCUGGGAUCAUAGUGGCACUCGAGUCGAUGUCGAUUCCGGCCCCCAAUCCCUCAAGGUUUUACAAUCCAGCAGAAGAUUGGAAGCAGAGAUCCGCGAAAUGGUUGGCAUUCAUGCAUCUAUCAAUAAUGAGAUGCUCCUCAUAGAGCAGUCACGCCGUUCCCUUAUACUGGAGAAGUCGGAGCUUGAGAAUCAAGUGAUGAACUUGCGUGGAAUUGUUGCUACAGCUGAGAGAGACUUGCUCCGCCUACAGGCAACAUUGACAUCCUAUCGCAAGGUUGCCGAUCUCCUUUCGACCAACGUAUCCACUUUUCACCAUUUCACGCCCAUUUCCUCCUCUACCUCGACCUCACAGCCGCUUUCCUUCAAUGAUUGUAAUAUGUAUACCUGUUUCAACUGGACCACCUGCCCCCUGCAUUCGCCCUCCUACCUGCGUGUCUGUUUCCACCAUGAAAGCGCGGUUCUAGAUCCACGCUGGCACCAUGCCCUUCUCACAUCGCCCCACUUCUCCACCUCAUGCGACCGCGCCUGUCUAAGAGUUAUCUUUGCUCCGGAGGACUGCACUGGCAUCUCCUGCCUUUACAUUGGCGCUGCUACCGAUAAGCUGUCUCCCACAGUGAUACGCACCUCAUUCACCCAAGGUGCUAUUCGUCCAGGUUAUGACCUUGUUUUGACUCCUCUUGUUAAUGCGACUGCAGUACAACUUCCACUGCUAGUUGGGCGUCAACCCAAGUGGCUGUUGGGCGCAUCGCUAGCCACUUCUGACCCCACAGAGGAGAAGCGGACCUUCAUUGAAUCCUUGUUAUCCGGUGUUACAGAUGGCGACUCAGUUAAUUUGGUUCUCAAACAUUCCAUAGAAGGUUGUUGGCCUACCGAAGAGGAGCAGAACCGCGUUCUUUGGCGACCCUGUUACGCUUCAAAUGAGAUCCUGGAAAACUCCAUAUUCUGUCUGCUUGUCGAUAGUCUUCUCGACAACCGCGUCAAUGAGAGUGAGAUCGGAUUGGGCGAGCAAUUGACAGCGUGUUUGACGAGCGGUGCGAUUCCCGUCUUUGCCUCCAGUGGUGGUGAGUCGCGACUCUUUCCCUUCUGGGAGGUGUUGGAGCAGCAGUGGCGACAAAGCGUGGUUUUUAUUCCUCGUCCCAGAAUCGCCCACUUAGUACCAAUUUUACGGGCGUUUGAUAGAAAAACUCUCGUUGAAAUGCAGCGACAGGGUCAGGAAAUAUGGCGUAAGUAUCUGAGCACUGCUGAUGCCCAGAUAGCCACUCUUUUCCUCGCAAUUAGCCGGCGCCUCAGUCUACCUCAGCCGCCAGCCCCGCUGACCAGGUCAGUGCCUGCUCUCACCUCUGGACACUUUCAUCCUGAGCGCGUCUACCUUCCAAGGCCUGAGGUGCUAGCUCAGGUCGAUUUGGAUGGUCUCUUGGGUCCCCUGGGUCCCCAAUGGGACUCUCCUCCCAUGCCCCAGGCUCUUCCCACCCCUAGCUUUCCUCACAUAGAUAUCUUGUGGACGCACUCGCACUCCCCUUGGAGUCCCCCACCGCUGCCCAUCGAAUUUCAAUUCGUCAAUACCGUGAAUACCAUGUAUAGACCGAUCAACCACACUUGGGGCACGGCCGGGAAAGAAUUUGCUGCCGACCUCGGUGGAAUGUUUCCCUACGAACAGUUCACCAUUGUGGUGCUAACUUACGAUCGUGAGGCUGUUCUAUCUGUGAUGUUAGAGGGUCUAAUGAAUCUGGCCUACCUGCACUCCGUUGUGGUAAUCUGGAACAAUCCAAAACCUCCCUCUGAGAACCUCAUAUGGCCUAGGCUCCAUGUACCCAUUUAUGUUAUUCGAGGCGGCAAGAACAGUUUAAAUAACCGUUUUCUUCCUUUCGAUGUCCUCAAGACCGAAGCACUCCUUAUGCUUGAUGACGAUAUCACUCUUCGGCACGAUGAGAUUGUUCUUGCGUUCAGGAUUUGGCGUGAGAACCGUGACCGUAUAGUUGGUUUCCCAGCUAGAGGUCACUUUUGGUCUCAAUCCAGCCAAAACUGGUACUACAACAGCGCCCACUCUUGCGAAUACUCCAUGAUCUUGACUGGAGCUGCAUUUAUACAUCGAUACUACCUGCACGCCUACUCGAAUGAAAUGCCCGCGCAAAUUCGAGAAAUUGUUGAUAUAGAAUUCAAUUGUGAGGACAUCGCGAUGAAUUUCCUGGUAUCGCAUAUCACUCGAAAGCCACCAUUAAAGGUGACGACACAUUGGUCUUUCAUUUGUACUAACUGCACAUCUACGCUUUAUGGUCGAGUGGGGCACACAGCUGUUCGUUCAAAUUGCAUCAACCGAUUUGAGAGGAUUUACGGCUACAAUCCACUGAUCUACACCCAGUAUCGCGCAGAUUCAGUACUUUUUAAAACUCGUCUUCCAUUGGGCAUGCAGAAAUGCUUCAAUUAUGUUUGA